Molecule: messenger RNA, 1896 nt
Organism: Humulus lupulus (European hop)
Lineage: Eukaryota; Viridiplantae; Streptophyta; Magnoliopsida; Rosales; Cannabaceae
Exons: 5
Coding region: 1-1896 (631 amino acids)
Source: RefSeq, a predicted model, not a curated record
AUGAAUAAGAGGGAAAAGCAAUCUGUUAUUCUGAAUCUCUUAAUAAUGAAUAAAGUAGGAAUUGGAGCUUUAUUAGAGAAUAAAAUGAAGAAGGAUAAAGUUGAUGAUAUGAUGGCUAAAUUGUUCCUUGGCUGGGAUUACUAUAGUAGUAAUGUCAGAGAAGGCAGAAUCUUAGUUCUUUGGCAGAAGUCGUUUAUAAAAGUUCAGGUACUAUUGGAACAACAACAAUUUGUUCACUGUUUAGUUAAACUUACAGGCAUGCAGAUGGAUAUUUUGGUCACUUUUGUUUAUGGUCUUAACACUAUGGAUGAGAGAUUGGAGAUGUGGAGGGGUCCUUCGUUUAUUCAUGUUCUGAACAAGCCUUGGUUGAUUGUGGGAGAUUUCAAUGUUGUGUUUAACUUUGAUGAUAGAGCGGGAGGGAGGACAAUAAGUGCUGCUGAGAUUCUUGACUCUAAAGCUUGGCUUGCCCAUACUCAGUUGGCUUCUCUAAAGAGUAUUGGUUCUAAUUUCAUCUGGUCCAAUAAGCAGGAUGGAGGGGAUAGGGUUUACUCGAAAAUUGAUCAUGUGUUUAUUAAUGAAGAUUGGAUAGAUGCAUUGCCUAACUCUAUUGCAGAAUUCCAAUGGGAUGUCCAUUCGGACCACUGUUAUUUCCUUAUCAAAACUCUCAAACUUGGUAAUCUGGGCAUAAAGCCAUUUCGGGAGGAAAUUGGAGAUGUUGAGCAGGGAUAUCAUCAAGCAAAAGGUGACUAUCAACUGGCACUCACUAGAGCUCAAGCUUCACCAACAUAUAUUGCUGCUCAGGAGGCUGAAAAAAUAGCAGCAGAUCGUUAUCAAGAUCACUCUGCCAGGGAGGAGAACCAUAUUAUUUCCUUUCUGAAUGAGCAGGGGGUCAUAAUUGAUGAUUACAACGAAGUGGUUCAUCAUUUCUUGGACCAUUUAAGAGGUUAUGUGGGAAUCUCUAGUUCAGCCAAUAGUACUUUUAAUUCUCAGUGUAUAGAGUUGGGUCCUUGUCUGGAUAUUGAGAUGCAGCUGAGUUUGACUAGGGAGUUUAGGAAAUCUGAUGUCAAGAAGGCUCUUUUUAGCAUUCCAGGCACAAAAAGUCCAGGGUCGGAUGGAUAUGGUUUUGAGUUUUACAAGGCUAUGUGGCAGAAUAUAGGGGAUGACAUAUCAGAGGCUAUCCUUGAGUUCUUUCAUUAUGAGCAGAUCCCUGCAGAGCUUAAUGAAACAGUUCUUGCUCUGGUCCCUAAAACUGAUAUGCCUAGCAGAGCGGUUAACUACAGGCCCAUAGCGUGUUGCAACACUUUAUAUAAGUGCAUUUCAAAAAUGAUAUGUAGUAGACUCUCGGAAGUUUUACCUAAUCUGAUAAGUCAAAAUCAAGGUGCCUUUGUUAAAGGGAGAUCUCUAGCUCAUAAUAUUCUUAUUUUUCAAGAUUUGAUCAAGAAUUAUAAUCGAAGAAAUACUUCCCUGAGAUUCAUUCAUUGGGUGAUGGUGUGUCUCUGUGGCACUUCUUAUGUUCUCAUGUUGAAUGGAAGAUUGCAGGGGGGGUUUCGGAGUGUUAAGGGACUUCGCCAAGGAGACCCUAUCUCACCAUUACUCCUUAAGGUUAUUAACCUUUGCUUUGCUGAUGACUUAGUGAUUUUCUAUAAAGCUAACAGCGGCUCAGCCCAGAUUGUUAAACAUGUUUUUGAGGAAUUUUGCAGUAGUACAGGGUUGAAGGCCAAUCUCAGUAAAUCUCAGGUGUUUUUUGGAGGUGUUUCGGCUGCUGUCAAGGUCCAGCUGCUUCAGAUUUUGCAGCUUGAAGAGGGAACUUUUCCUCUUAAAUACCUGGGGAUUCCUAUGAGGCCAACAAAAUGGAAAGUGGCAGAUUGUGGUGAGAUUCUUAAAAAAUUAAACUAA